AUGAUGGAGGUAAUACAUGAAGUACCCGGACAUGAGCACCCACUAAAGCUCAUUGAUUUGCAGCUACAAUAUGAAGAUGAAGAGGAUGAAGAAGAAGAAGAAGAAGAUGAAGAGGGUGGUUCUCUCAUUAAGAAAGAUGGAUUUCAUGGUGUCACAUGUGGGAGGUGUGGGGAAGAAAUCCAUAUGUACCACAGGUACUACUACACUUGCUGUUCAUCAUCAUGUGAUGAUUUCUCACUUCACAAAUUCUGUGGUGAGCUCCCGUCAAGGUUAGUCCACCCAUCACACCCACCACAUACUCUUCACCUGCAACCAUGUUCAGAUUUAUAUUUGAGACUGGGAUGCCAAAUUUGUAGGAGACAUUACAAUCCUGGACAACAUCUUUACAAAUGUUAUCAAUGUCAUUUCUCCAUUUGUGUAAGGUGUGGCAUGGAAGUAGGAAAAAAUGUGAUCCAUCAUCCAUGCCACCCUCACUCACUCAUGUGCACCAUCACUGAACCCAUUUUGUGCUGCUGCAAGGCUUGUGGGAAAAGACAUGAAGGGAUCUUCUAUCAAUGUACCAUUUGUACUAACUUCACCAUACACACUGAAUGUGCUUUCCUACCAGAAAAAUUGCUAAUCCAAGAGAAAACAGAUGGUGCUUUUCAUCAUACUCAUCCCCUCACCAUUUCAUAUUCCUUCCCCUUUAUAGAUCAACAAGCUAAACAUCGUCCUAGAUGCAGAGUAUGUGGUGGUGGUUUUUUUGGUACGGAGGAUCUUUGGAUUUACAAAUGCGAUAAAUGUAUGUAUUAUGCCCAUCUGGAUUACGCAACAUCAAGAAGAGAGCCAUUCAUGUCCAUCUUCUUGUCUGCUGGUGCUGGCAGAACCAACAAAAACUAUAAAGAUGUUGACCAUCCUGGUCUUCUUCAUCUCCCAUUCCCUGAUGACUCUUACAGCCUACCAAAACACAACUUGUUUUUCCAACAAACCACUAAUGAUGAUGAUGAUCAUCAUCAUCAUAAGAUUAAGGUAGAUGAUCGCCUAUCACACAAGAGUCAUCAACACCCUCUCAUUCUGGUUGAUCAUGGGCAAACCUCCUCCUCUUCCUCAAAUUCUUUGUUAUUAAUAAAGUGUCAUGACCCAAUGAAAAAGACCCAACUGAUAUGCAAUGGAUGUCUCAGACCAAUCAUGUCCACCAUGCCUUUUUACAUUUGUGCUAAUGCUAAUUCUAAUGCUAAUGAUGAUGAGAUUCAGAUUCAGAGUCAGGGGGUUUGCAAUAACUUUGCUCUUCAUGAGUGGUGCACUCGACUCCCCCAAGAAAUAGAAAACCACCCCGGCCACCCCCAACAUACCCUCCAUCUCAUCUACUCAAACAAUCUUCAUUUCUUUUUCGGUGUGUUCCAUUGUGCUGUUUGUCGUUUGCCUUGCAAUGGAUUUGUGUAUGGUUGUGUCGAAUGUGAAUACUAUCUUGAUGUUACCUGUGGGCUUAUACCUAAACAAAUCACACAUGAAACUCACCCCAGUCACAUUCUUUCACUAGUUCGAGGAAAACCUUGGGUUAAUUGCCAUAUGUGUCCCAACAAUCUACCUGUUGCAGGUCAAUUUUCAUUCCGUUGUGACACGUGUGAUAUUUAUAUACAUCUAGAAUGUGCUUUGUUAUUAGUCGAGACAGUCAGGCACAAGUGUGACAAACAUCCAAUGCAUCUAAGUUACCUCCCAAUUGAGAACCACAAGAGUGAAUACUUUUGUGAAAUCUGUGAGGAGGAUUUGAAUCCUCAUCAAUCUUUCUAUCAUUGUCAAGAUUAUGCUCAGUCCGUACAUACCGCUUGUGCUCCGUCAAUACUUGAGUGUGAGACAGAGACCUAUACCAAUCACAAUGGCCCGUGGAUAUAUCAGGGAGGAGUUCAUUAUUUCGUGAACAUAAAGUUUGGAGGCAUUUAUAGGACUCAACGUCACUCACACCCUCUCUCCUUUGCUCAAGGUAUUGUGUUGGAUGACCUAUGUAGUAUAUGUAAUCAGGAAUUACAAUAUGAAAUGAUAUUUAAAUGUCUCGAGUGUAACUUUGUGAUUGAUUACUACUGUUGCAAGUGA
This is a messenger RNA of Lactuca virosa, 2070 nucleotides long. NCBI's taxonomy places the organism in Eukaryota, Viridiplantae, Streptophyta, Magnoliopsida, Asterales, Asteraceae. The record is from the annotation of a GenBank genome assembly.